CCUACGUGGAGCGUAUCCAGAUACCAAGCGACGUGGAAGUGGGAUAACAGCUCGUCUGCAACAAUGAUAAAGAAGUUCGAUAAAAAGGACGAGGAGUCUGGAAGUGGCUCCAAUCCUUUCCAACACUUGGAGAAGAGUGCAGUGUUACAGGAGGCUCGCAUUUUUAAUGAGACCCCCAUUAACCCACGGCGAUGUCUGCACAUCCUCACCAAGAUCAUCUACCUACUCAACCAGGGAGAACAUUUUGGGACCACUGAGGCUACAGAAGCCUUCUUUGCUAUGACUCGCCUUUUCCAGUCUAAUGACCAAACACUCCGUAGGAUGUGCUAUCUGACCAUAAAGGAGAUGGCAAACAUCUCUGAAGAUGUCAUCAUUGUGACCAGCAGUCUCACCAAGGACAUGACUGGGAAGGAAGAUGUUUACAGGGGUCCAGCCAUCAGAGCGCUGUGCCGGAUCACAGAUACCACAAUGUUGCAAGCCAUAGAAAGGUACAUGAAGCAGGCCAUUGUGGAUAAGGUCCCCAGUGUCUCCAGUUCUGCUCUGGUUUCCUCACUGCACAUGGUUAAGAUGAGCUAUGAUGUGGUGAAACGCUGGGUGAAUGAGGCACAGGAAGCAGCCUCCAGUGACAACAUCAUGGUGCAGUACCAUGCCUUGGGCCUGCUGUACCACCUUCGCAAGAAUGAUCGCCUGGCUGUUUCCAAGAUGUUGAACAAGUUCACCAAGUCUGGCCUUAAAUCACCCUUUGCCUACUGCAUGCUCAUCCGCAUCGCCAGCCGGCUGUUGGAAGAGACCGAGGGAGGGCAUGACAGCCCCCUGUUUGAUUUCAUUGAGAGUUGCCUGAGGAACAAACAUGAGAUGGUGGUGUAUGAAGCCGCUUCUGCUAUUGUCCACAUGCCCAACUGCACUGCUCGUGAGCUGGCCCCAGCUGUGUCAGUUCUCCAACUCUUCUGCAGCUCCCCAAAAGCAGCCCUCAGGUAUGCUGCGGUCAGGACCCUCAACAAGGUGGCGAUGAAGCACCCUUCUGCUGUGACAGCUUGUAAUCUUGACCUGGAGAACCUGAUCACAGACUCGAACCGCAGUAUUGCCACGCUAGCCAUCACCACGUUGCUGAAAACUGGCAGCGAGAGCAGCGUGGACCGUCUGAUGAAGCAGAUCUCUUCCUUUGUGUCUGAGAUCUCCGAUGAGUUCAAGGUGGUUGUGGUACAGGCAAUCAGUGCUCUUUGCCAGAAGUAUCCCAGGAAGCACAGCGUCAUGAUGAACUUCCUGUCCAACAUGCUUCGAGAUGAUGGUGGGUUUGAGUACAAGCGGGCCAUUGUGGAUUGCAUCAUCGGCAUCAUCGAGGAGAACCCUGAGAGCAAGGAGACUGGCCUGGCGCACCUCUGCGAGUUCAUCGAAGACUGUGAGCACACGGUCCUGGCCACCAAGAUCUUGCAUCUCCUUGGCAGAGAGGGCCCUCGCACACCCUCACCCUCCAAAUAUAUACGCUUCAUCUUCAACCGUGUGGUGCUGGAGAGUGAGGCCGUGCGUGCUGCUGCAGUUAGUGCCCUUGCCAAGUUUGGUGCCCAGAAUGAUGACCUGCUCCCCAGUGUGCUAGUACUGAUGCAAAGGUGUAUGAUGGACAGUGACGACGAGGUGCGAGACAGGGCGACUUUCUACAUGAAUGUUCUGCAACAGAAACAGAAGGCGCUGAAUGCAGCCUACAUUUUCAAUGGUCUUUCUGUUUCCAUCCCUGGGCUGGAGAAGUCUCUACAUCAGUACACCCUGGAACCUUCUGAAAAACCCUUUGACAUGAAGACUGUUCCCCUGGCAACAACACCGAUCACUGAGCAGAAAACUGAAAUGGCCCCUGUGGCUUCCAGCAAACUCCCAGAGAAGUUGGCUCCUUCUCGGCAGGACAUAUACCAAGAGCAACUCGCUGCCAUCCCAGAGUUCCAAGGUUUGGGUCCUCUGUUCAAGUCUUCGGAGCCUGUGCAGCUCACUGAGGCCGAGACAGAGUAUGUGGUGCGCUGCAUCAAGCACACCUUUGCCAAUCACAUGGUCUUUCAGUUUGAUUGCACAAACACACUGAAUGAUCAGCUGCUACAGAAGGUAGUGGUGCAGAUGGAGCCAUCCGAAGCGUACGAGGUGGUUCAAUAUGUGCCAGCAGCCAGCCUACCCUACAGCCAACCCGGGUCUUGUUACUGCCUGGUGCGCCUACCGGAAGAUGACCCAACAGCGGUUUCCUGUACAUUCAGCUGUACAAUGAAAUACCUGGUCCGGGACUGCGACCCUAACACGGGCGAGCCAGACGACGACGGCUACGAUGACGAAUAUGUGCUGGAAGAUUUGGAAGUCACAGUAGCAGACCACAUUCAGAAAGUGCUCAAGCCAAAUUUUGCUGCAGCCUGGGAGGAGGUCGGCGACGAAUUUGAGAAAGAAGAAACGUUUGCGCUGUCCUCUGUCCGAACUCUUGACGAGGCUGUCGGCAACAUUAUCAGUUUCCUGGGAAUGCAGCCCUGUGAGCGAUCUGAUAAAGUCCCCGAAAAUAAGAAUUCCCACGUCCUAUUUCUUGCAGGUGUUUUCCGAGGGGGGCACGACGUGUUGGUACGGUCACGCUUGGCCUUGGCUGAUGGCGUGACCAUGCAGGUGACCGUGCGGAGCGGGGAAGAGACAGUGGUCGACGUUAUCCUUGCCUCUGUGGGCUAGACGGUUCUGUUCCCGGGAGCCUACCAAACCGCUAUAAGCCCAUUUUGGGGAAGGAAGUUAUAGUUUAGAAGUAUAUAUCAAAAGUUUUCCUGGGUUAAAGUCACAGAGGCUAUGCUAGCUUUUAUGAGUAGCAUGAACUCAUUGUUGUCAUACUGUGCAGAACUGCACUCCUGGUUUAUUCUGUUUAUCAAAAAUGUCUCGCUAGGUUUCCUUCAGCAUGGACCUGGAACUAUGUAGGAAACUUGAAACUGAAAUUUUCUGUUUCUUUCACUAACCUGUAUCUGCAGUGCUGGUCUUGGACUCUUUUUCAUCUCUUAAUAAAUGGUCAUCAUAAAGCUAAGAAUUUAUUUCUUUGAUAGUUUUGAGAUUUUUAUUGUGGGGUAUUUUUUCCUUCUUGAAACUUUGUCUGUGACGUUUCAGCCUUUGUCAUGGUUUCAGUGUGCUUCGGUAUUCUAAAUAUAAGGGCAAGAUGCAGGAACAUUUUGCAACUGUCAGCUGGUAGCGAAUAUAAUGGAAUGCGGAGUAGUCCUUUACACAUGUCCAGAUUUUCAUCUGUAUUUGCCACAGUGUAACAAGUGGAAUUCCUCUUAUUUCCCGAAACAACCUAAUUUGUUCUCAGUGAGGUAUACAGAAAACAUCAUGGGUUUUCUGUGAAAUUCGAUGACAGGUGUAAGGAAAAGACAUGGUUCCACAAUGAAAUUUCAGGUAAAUCAGUUAUGCUAGAUAGUCUGCCUUUUGGCUAAAAUAUAGUACCGAUAACGUUUAAAAAUAUAUAUUUUGAAAUGUUAAACAAUUACAGAUACAUGAACAUCAGUCCAUUAUGGGAAGACUUCACUAAUAGAUUCUUGAGCUGUGCUUUUUAUAUAUAAAAAAAACUAUGUACAGGACAAAAAUAAAUAUAGAUACACAUUCAGCAGACACUUUUCUUCAGUGAAGACUAUGUAGUUUUAUCAGCCCAUGCCUUGUUCACUUAAGGUGACACACUGCUAGAUACACUACUUACAAUGGGUCAGUCAUCCAUACACCAGUGAAACACACUUCGU
Molecule: messenger RNA, 3728 nt
Organism: Scleropages formosus (Asian bonytongue)
Lineage: Eukaryota; Metazoa; Chordata; Actinopteri; Osteoglossiformes; Osteoglossidae
Gene: copg2
Product: COPI coat complex subunit gamma 2
Exons: 24
Coding region: 64-2685 (873 amino acids)
Biological process (GO): protein secretion; intra-Golgi vesicle-mediated transport; organelle transport along microtubule
Cellular component (GO): Golgi membrane; COPI vesicle coat; endoplasmic reticulum
Molecular function (GO): structural molecule activity
Source: RefSeq, a predicted model, not a curated record